AUGGCUCGCACCAAACGAAAAAUCCUUGCUGCUGCUGCUGCUGCCUCGCCGUCCUCUUCUUCAUCUGAAGAACUCCCUAUUGCUGCAUUAAAGAAGAAAUUGAAGGAAAAGAAGAAAAUACCAAAAACUGAAUCCACGAGCAUAUCCUCUAACCCAUCUAAGGAAGUCGAACCUGCUGUGACGGCACCAGACAAGAAAAAGGGAAGGAAAAUGCGUGGGAUUGAUAUUCAACGCAAAAAGGGUGCUGCAAAAUCAUCGGGCUCUGUUGUUGACAAAGCGCUUCUCGACUGUAAGUUCAUUAAAUGGGACAAUUUUGAUCAGGUUGAUUUUCAAUUUAAGGAACUCUUUGAAUUUCAAGAAUGGAUGAAUGUUUGUGAAUGCACUGAUAUUUACUACCCUAGACUAGUCCAAGAAUUCUAUAGAACUUUAAAAGUAAUUGAUGAAGAAGAUAGAUUUGAGGUUUUUUUGAAUGACAGAGUGUAUGAUAUUUCUGUUGAGUUGAUUGCUAAAGCCUUAAAAUUGCCGAAUGAUGGAAAUAGAAUCUCUGCUCAUAAAGAUGUUGCUAGAGUUUCAGGUUUUAAUUUGACUGAAUUUGAAAGUGAAGUUUUUCCUACCAACACUGUCACUAGUGAAAAAUCCACUAGCACUAAAGCAUUUCAUCACAUUAAGAUUAUUCACAGUAUGGUGAAUUAUAUAUUUUGUCCUAAAUCUGGCAGCUAUGGAUAUUUGAGUUACUUGGAUAUGUGCAUCAUGUGGCAUAUUGUUAACAGAGUAAGAAUGAAUUUGGCAUAUCUGAUUUUCAAGAAUAUGUGUAAAGCUUAUGGGAUUGGUAAAUUACCCUAUGCACACCUCUUAAUUGCCUUGUUUAGAGAAUUGGAGAUAAAUGUCUCUAAGGAGAGUUCUAGGGCAGAUUUAAUUGUGCUAAGAGAAAUUCAUUCUAAUACUAAUGGAAGAAAGAAACGUUUUGAAAAAAGUGGAUCUUUUAAAGCUAAAGUUGAUUCAGAUUCGCCAAGUGAGAUUAUGAGUGAGCUUCAAGGGCUAAGAGCUUUCAUUAAUGAGAAAUUCAGUACAACAAAUCAGUAUAUUGAACUUUUGAGAAAAUUUGUGGAUAUUCUUGAUUACAAAGCACAGGAAACUAAUUUUGCAACCAAAGUUGAGACUGAUGUGCCUGCAGGUGACCCUUCUACUCAUGAUGCUCAUGUUUUUAAUCAUGGUAAUGUUGAGUGUGAAGGUACUGGGCUUGGUGAGUCUACUGCUGCUGUAGAACAUGAAAGGGAACAGGUUGUAGAACCUGCAGUUGAACCUGUUGUUGAGCAUGUUAGUGAACAGGUUGUAGAACCUGUAGUUGAGCCUGCUGUUGAACUUGAGAGUGAACAACUUGUAGAACCUGUAGUUGAGUCUACACAGAAGAAGGAAGACUCUCUAAAGGAUCAGCAGGAGAGUGCUCCACCUAAACCUUCUGCAGCUGAAGCUUCUCAGGCUAAGAAGGGUAAGAAAAGAGUUAAGUCUACGGUGUCCAACCCAUACCAGACUCUGGUUGCUACCCUUCAAACCCCAUCUGAUGAGGAUGAGCCACAGGAGCAUGAGCCUUUGGCUGACCAAGUUUCUCAGCCACCUGCUGCUAAACCCUCCAGGAAGAAGAUGGUGCCUUCCAAAGCUAUUCGAAGGAGCAAAAGACUUAAUGUUUAG
Molecule: messenger RNA, 1689 nt
Organism: Hevea brasiliensis (rubber tree)
Lineage: Eukaryota; Viridiplantae; Streptophyta; Magnoliopsida; Malpighiales; Euphorbiaceae
Exons: 2
Coding region: 1-1689 (562 amino acids)
Source: RefSeq, a predicted model, not a curated record